Messenger RNA from Oncorhynchus nerka (sockeye salmon), 5739 nucleotides. Its product is annotated as kelch-like protein 4. The transcript has 11 exons. The record is from RefSeq and is a predicted model, not a curated record. Bases 1052 to 3244 code for a protein of 730 amino acids. Gene Ontology annotation, molecular function: protein binding. Lineage: Eukaryota; Metazoa; Chordata; Actinopteri; Salmoniformes; Salmonidae.
UGUGUAGGCAGAUGUGAUGUGUGUGUGUGUGUGCAUCUUGUAUGAUAGCAUAGCGUGAGGCUUUCGGUGAGGAACCCUACUUCUAGAGAUGGAGGAUAUAGUGCUGUCGUUCUUUUCUUCCCUUCCUCAGAGAAGAGAUGAUUUACUUGGUUAAGCUGUGACCUCAUCAUGCUGUGUGUAUAUGAUAGCCACCCCCUUCUCCCUCUCUCUCCCCCUCCCUUUGGUGAGGGGAUGGGGCUGCCUAGUCCAACAUUAUGGGAUGGGCAUUUCUGUUUCGGUUCCUCUGUGUGCGUGUGCAGUGAGGACGCGGAGCGAGUGAGCGAGACCAAGAAGACAAGCGAGGGAGGGAGGGAACGUGUGUCAUGUAUGUGCUUUAACUGAGCUAACAGGGAGCAGCAGGAGGAACAUCAGCUGAAACAGAGAGAGAUACAUAGAGAGAGAGAGAGAUACAUAUAGAGAGAGAGAGAGAGACAGAGAGAGAGAGAGAGAGAGAGAGAGAGAGAGAGAGAGAGAGAGAGAGAGAGAGAGAGACAUAGAGAUAGACCGAGGGAGAGAGAGAGAGCCAUAGAGAGAAAGAGAGAGAGAGAGAGAGAGACAUAGAGAAAGAGAGAGAGAGAGAGACAUAGAGAGAGAGAGAGAGACAUAGAGAGAGAGAGAGAGAGAGAGAGAGAGAGAGAGGAGAGGGAGUGGGAGAGAGAGAGAGCCACAGAGAGAAAGAGAGAGAGAGAGAGAGACAGAGAGAAGAGGGGCAUAGAGAGAGAGAGUUGGAGGGAGGAGGAAAAUAAGCCCAGGCACAGGGAGACAAAAGCUGCAGAGAGAGAGAAGACUAUUACCUUCUUGCCCUCCACUAAAAGAACAACGGAGGAGGAGGAGGAAGAAGACAAAAGGAGGAGGGAGGCGUACAGUACUGAACAUACUGGAACCGAAUUCAUAGGCUCCUUUUUCAUUACCCUCCUCCAUGUUUUAGGGGGAUUCUACACUAGUGCAUUUGACUGCUGCCUUCUUCUUCAUCUCUAAAAAGAAAGAAAAAGAGGAAGAAAGAAAGAGGAGGAUGUCGGGGAAGAAAGAGUUUGACGUGAAACAGAUUCUCAGGCUGCGUUGGCGCUGGUUUAGUCAUUCAUCCCAGAGUUCUGCCGGUGGUGGAGGAGGAGGAGGAGGAGGUGGAGGAGGAGGUGGAGGAGGAGGAGGAGGAGUAGGAUACCUCCAGGGCAGCUUUGAUCACAGAGGGACCCCAGUCCAGGGCAGGCUGAAGAGUCACUCCCGGGACAGAGGUGGCAGCGGAGGGGGACUCUGGAAGCAGAACAGCAACAGUCCGGUCCAUAGUAUCCUGGCCCCCACGCCUGUCUAUGUCAGAGCCAGUAAUCAAUCAUGGCACCAGCAGAACAUUAUUCAGCACCUGCAGCAGCAGGGUGGCCACGAGCUGCCUAAGAACAGCAGCUCACCUAACAACACCAGGAAGGAGGACUGCUCCAAGAGCAGCCGGGAGAAUGUGAAGAGUGUAGAGGAGUCCUCGGAGACGGAAGCAAGACACAGGAUGUGCUCCAACGGCUCAGAUGAGUUCUUCCAGGCUACAAACCAUGCGGAACAGACCUUUCGCAAGAUGGAGACUUAUUUUCAGCACAAGCAGCUGUGUGAUGUUGUCUUGAUAGCAGGAGAUCAUAAGAUCCCGGCUCACAGAUUGGUCCUCAGUGCAGUAUCUGACUACUUUGCUGCCAUGUUCACCAGCGAUGUGAGAGAGGCCAAACAGGAGGAGAUCAAGAUGGAGGGGGUGGAUCCAGAAGCUUUGAGAUCUCUGGUCCACUUUGCCUACACUGGUGUCCUUGAAUUGAAGGAGGAGACCAUAGAGAGUUUAUUGUCUGCAGCCUGCCUUCUGCAGCUCUCACAAGUCAUCGAGGUCUGCUGUAACUUCCUCAUGAAACAACUCCACCCAUCUAACUGCCUGGGGAUACGCUCCUUCGCUGACGCCCAGGGAUGCAUGGAUCUGCUCAACGUGGCCCACAACUACACUAUGGAGCACUUCAUAGAGGUGAUUCAGAACCAGGAGUUUCUCCUGCUUCCUACUGCUGAGAUCGUCAAACUCUUGGCCAGUGACGACAUAAACGUACCAGAUGAGGAGACCAUCUUCCAGGCUCUGAUGACGUGGGUGCGGUUCGACGUUGAGCAUCGCCAGCAGGACCUUGGGGUUCUCCUGGCCUACAUCCGCCUGCCUCUUCUACCUCCACAGCUCCUAGCUGACCUGGAGAACAACACCAUGUUCUCAGAUGACCUGGAAUGCCAGAAGCUUCUAAUGGAAGCCAUGAAGUACCAUCUGCUGCCAGAGCGUCGCCUCAUGUUCCAGAGCCCCAGGACCAAACCCAGGAAGUCCACUGUAGGAGUACUCUACGCUGUGGGAGGCAUGGACGCUACCAAGGGAUCUACGACCAUAGAGAAGUAUGACCUGCGGACAAACACGUGGAUCCAGGUGGGGGUGAUGAACGGCCGGAGGCUGCAGUUCGGGGUGGCAGUGAUCGAUGACAAGCUGUACGUGGUGGGGGGCCGAGACGGGUUGAAGACCUCCAACAUGGUGGAGUGUUACAACCCUUUCAACAAUGUCUGGUCCACUAUGCCUCCCAUGUCUACACACAGACACGGACUCGGUAUAACAGUGUUGGAGGGCCCCAUGUAUGCAGUAGGCGGCCAUGAUGGAUGGAGUUACCUGAAUACGGUGGAGAGGUGGGACCCCCAGGCUAAACAGUGGAACUACGUGGCCAGCAUGUCCACCCCACGCAGCACCAUGGGAGUCACUGCACUCAACGGGAAAUUGUUUGCAGUUGGCGGUCGGGAUGGGAGCUCGUGUCUGCGGUCGAUGGAAUGCUUUGAUCCACACACCAACAAGUGGAGUAUGUGUGCCCCCAUGGCGAAGCGGAGAGGAGGGGUGGGUGUGGCCACGUACAACAGUUUCCUUUAUGCUGUGGGUGGUCAUGAUGCCCCGGCGUCCAACCACUGCUCCAGGCUUUCAGACUGUGUAGAGAGGUAUGAUCCCAAAACAGACACAUGGACCACGGUGUCCUCUCUGAGUGUCCCCAGGGACGCUGUAGGUAUCUGUCUGCUAGGAGACAGGCUAUAUGCUGUCGGAGGAUACGAUGGAACGUCCUACCUGAACACUGUUGAGUCCUAUGAUGCACAGAACAAUGAAUGGACUGAGGAGGUCAAUCUCAACAUCGGAAGGGCCGGAGCCUGUGUUGUAGUUGUGAGAAUACCUUGAGGACUACAACUCCCUACAACGCCCUGGAACGACACACAGGAAACCGGAUAUGAUGUCACCACUGAUGUCGCUAAGAAUAUGUUUUUUUUUCUACUGUAAAGGCAAACCUAUAUUGCAUUCCUCACAAACCAUUGCUUCUAUCAACAGUGAUUUUCAUUGUCCAAGGAUUUUCUCUUUGAUUAUGAGAAUGUACUUUACCAUUUCUACGGAUCAACAAUCUGCAUAGUAGUGGUUCAAAAAGUAGGAAACUCUGAUAUGGUCUGUCAGAAAAUAAUGUUUUCUAUAUGAUACAAAGAAAGAAAUGACAUUUAACCCAUAAGAGUGGAAACCCUGUCUAAGCCAGGGGAGGGGGAUUUUACGACCCAUUUGGCCUGCUGUUAACCAAUACAAACGCAUUGAAUAACAGAUUCACCACAUGGAACAACAGACAGGAUAGUCCCAAAACAACAUCUAAAGGAAGUUUGUUUUGAAGUGUCUGUCCUGUAUCUGAGAGAUAUAAGAAAGAUCAGGAUUUUUUUUUAUUUUUUACAUUUAUUUAACUCCCUCCUUUUGUUGUUGUAGCUAUUUGAUUUUAAGUGUUGAGACCCCUUGAAGUAUCAAAAAAUGAUAAAAAAAAUGGAUUAACAUUUUUUAUUUGGCCUUACUGCUAUUAGCCAAAACAAACAUUGAAAAACAGAUUCACUACAUAGAACAAGAGAUAGUCCCCCCCCCAAAAAAAAAAAAUCUAAAGGAAGUUUGUUCUGAAGUGUCUUUCCUAUAUCUUAGAGGUAUAAGAAAGACCAGGAAACAUUUGUUAUUUUUUUGAGGGGGGACUUGCAUUUAACCCCUUAUUUUUGGCACUGAACAGUCUCUAUAUACACUAGUAUACUAGUAUAUAUCUAGUAUAUAUAUAUAUAUAUAGUAUAUAUCUAGUAUACUUCCAUACAUUUUAUUCUACUGAUACUGGGGGACUUUCAGACGAGUCUUGCGAGACAUUUACCUGGUAAUGAGAGUCUCACCUUUACACAGAUGGGUCAUAUUAGUGUGUAGCCCAAACUGUUCGAACGCUACAGACAGCAGUUGGCAGAUCGGCUGUACCGAGUUCAGAGAAGUCCUAAGAAACUUGCGCGGGUUUGUAGAGCCAAAUGAAGAACACCAUCAUGUGUGUGAGAGUCUCAUCCUUACAUAGAGGGGUCAUAAUAGUUUGGACGUUGCAUGAGAUUUUGUGAAGAAAAAACGAAUUGUUUUUUUGUUUUGUUUUGGGGGUCGGGGUCUCAUGGUCUGACAAGCAUCAGUCUAGCUCUGUCGAAAUAGGAGGAUAUGGUGGAUUGAGAUACAUGCAAUGCAACAAAAACACACAAAAAACAGAUAUCCCUAGCUUAAACUGAGCGAUUUUGAUUGGAGGUUUUUGUAUUAUGCUAAUUAGAUAUUCGACAGGUGCACAGACAUGGACCUUAGAGGUUGAAUUGAUACUUUUACAUUUAUACAGUAGCAUUCUAUAUUUGUCUCAUCACAUAUGAAUAUUUUUUUGAUUCAUAUACUAAAAUAUAUAUCUCUCUUUUAGCCAACUGGAAAUGAAUACCUCUCUGUUGUUAACUGGUUCAUUUCCUAUCUGGGUGAAGGUGCUCUGUACCAAUGAUUUCUACUCUUGGACAAACAGUUUUUUAAGAAAGACCACUGUGAAUAAUACUGAAGAUGAUGAGUUUGUUGAGUACAACACCGGGAUGCUUCGUCAGACCAAUUUGAGGAAGUUACUCAUAAUAGAUAUCGUUUUUUUAGAAAGGAAAGAAAUCUAAAGGACAUUUUACUAAAUGUUUUUUCUCUUCUUUUUUUCUCUUGGAAGCUUUUAGAUGAAUUACACCAAAGUCAUUAGCCCGUCUCACAAAAUGUUUUGUACCAUGUUUUAAAAAUUAAGUUUACACAAUCGUGAAUUAUAUAAAUAUAUCAUAUUGAUAUUUCGCAUUACUGUAAAGAUUGUUUACAAGUUUGUCUAAAUUGCAGUCAUCUUUAUAACCUCACAUCAUUCCUAAACCAUUAUUGUCAUCUCCAGAUGUUGGUUUUAUUAUUUUGGCAUUCUAGUUAACAUUACAUUGUAAUUAAACAAUAUGCCCUUCAUGUUUGCUACUGGCUUAUAAAUAUACCGUGGGCUGGUUUCCCAGACACAGAUUAAGUCUAGUCUUGUACUAAGAUACACUUUCAAUGGAGAAUCUCCAUGAAUCAUAUUUGUUUUUGUUUCAGGACUAGACCUCGGCUUUUAUCUGUGUCUGGGAAUCCGGCCCUGUAUGACAUUGAGAACAUUACUGAAGCUUUGAGUUACUAUGUUAUCACCAUGUGUACAGACUCGUUCACAACAAGGCCUGUUGAGUUCAUCUGUAACAACAGGACUUCAUUCUGUUGACACUGAGGAUCAUUCAGGAAUAUUACAAAUAUAUUGACAUGCUCUGAGGCCAAAUGUAGAUUUUUAUCCUGAUUUUUUACACUGCGUACAGAUCUAGAAAUAAAACGACUUCAUUGUC